UAUUUUUGUUGAUCUGUUAUCCCUCUCGAUCGCGGAGUCACUAUCGAUGGAUCGGCUCCAGCUUCUCCUCCUAGGUUUUCCCAUCCUCCUCUUCUUCUCCGACGUCGUCAAUCUCUUCUCCAUCUCACCUCCGCCUCCUCCCAAAUCAUCCUCUCGUUUCCACCAUCACCCGCCUCACUCAAAUCAUCCGAUCUCCGAUUUCCCCACCAGUCCGCAGAGUCCCCAGAUUGGCGGUCUUGGUUAUGGCACUAGGGUAGACCUGAAGUUCUGUGUUUCCUGCUCUUACAAGGGUACUGCAAUGACAAUGAAGAAAAUGCUGGAAGCUUCUUUUCCUGGGAUUGAUGUAGUAUUAUCGAAUUACCCACCGGCAUUCCCGAAGCAUUUGCUGAGUAAAGUUGUUCCUGUUCUUCAAAUAGGAGUUAUUGCAGUUAUAACAGCAGGUGAUCAGAUAUUCCCUAGACUCGGCAUGGCCCCACCUCCAUGGUACUAUACUUUGCGUGCUAAUAGAUUUGGUUCUAUGGCAUCAACAUGGCUACUUGGCAACUUCUUGCAAUCAUCUCUGCAGAGUUCUGGUGCAUUUGAGGUUUACUGUGAUGGUGAAUUGGUUUUCUCAAAACUGCAAGAGCAGAGAUUCCCCAGCGAGUAUGAACUGAGGGAAUUAAUUGCCAAGAGACUACCCGAUCCUUCAUUCAGCAGCAACCCGGGAAGAGUUGUACUGUAAUGAUUCUCGCACAGGAAGCAACCUGUGUGAGAAGGGCCAAAACUGACUGCCCGGUUGAUAUGUUCAGUGUGGAUGUUACAUAAAUUCUGACAUUAGAAAAACUAUCACGCUUCUGACUUUUUACUUGUUUGUUUGGAAUGAUUGUUGUCUUUUAUGUGAUGAUAUGCUUUGUGUU
This is a messenger RNA of Zingiber officinale, 896 nucleotides long. Its product is annotated as selT-like protein. Gene Ontology annotation, molecular function: thioredoxin-disulfide reductase (NADPH) activity. The transcript has 4 exons. NCBI's taxonomy places the organism in Eukaryota, Viridiplantae, Streptophyta, Magnoliopsida, Zingiberales, Zingiberaceae. The record is from RefSeq and is a predicted model, not a curated record. Gene Ontology annotation, biological process: cell redox homeostasis. The coding region runs from base 47 to 721 and encodes 224 amino acids. Gene Ontology annotation, cellular component: endoplasmic reticulum membrane.